Molecule: messenger RNA, 324 nt
Organism: Pieris macdunnoughi
Lineage: Eukaryota; Metazoa; Arthropoda; Insecta; Lepidoptera; Pieridae
Source: the annotation of a GenBank genome assembly
AUGAGUGUUUUGAGUGGUAUAAGUAAAGCUGACUUCAAAACGGCUAGCGAUGGACUGUUGGAGCUGUCAGAAGAGAAGCUUCGCAACAUCAUGAGGUCGGAGCCCAUCACAGAUACUUAUCACGUGGAACAGACUCCGUUUGCAAGAAUUAUAGUGGAUUUAGUUAGACACGCGCCCCGAAUAUUUGGUUCAGAUUCCUCAGAGACUAUCCGCGCUAAUAUCUUAUUCGUGUCAUUAGCGCGAAAUGCCAGGGGUUUGGCAGCUGGCGCCCGCCCCGGCCGCGGCGUUCCCUUGCGGCCGAUGCACCGCUUUGGCCCGCUCUAA